Molecule: messenger RNA, 1395 nt
Organism: Sungouiella intermedia
Lineage: Eukaryota; Fungi; Ascomycota; Pichiomycetes; Serinales; Metschnikowiaceae
Source: the annotation of a GenBank genome assembly
AUGGACUCCACACAAGAAAUAAUAAGAGGAUAUCUCGAUGGAGGGAAGUAUCUAAAAUCAGUCGACUUAUCUGAUUCCGAGGACGAAUUAGAUAUUGAUUUGCUUGUGGAUCCUCUAGAUGAGGCUCCUGACUUUGAAAAUCAUCCGGUCAUCUUGCCUUCUCCUCAUACACCGUACAAAUCUCCACUAAAGGCACAUUUGGAAAAACUUCGAGGCAGUCCUGUAAAGACUACCAGAUCUCCACUUAAGGCCAGAGAAGAGAUUAUAGACCAAAGCUUCUUUUCAAAGUAUGACGAGGAUGAGUUGAUCGAUACUCAUAAGUACGUGAACAAAGUUCCGGACUACAUAUCCAGUUCCAAGGAAUUCGAAAAGUACUCCCUUCUACUAGCGUCUUCGACGGACAAGCUAAUGAAGCAAUUGUCGGUAGAGAGAAGGAAGAACAACGAAUUGGAGUCGAAGCUUGCGAACUACGAAAAUGAAAGAUUUCAAGCUCAGGUGACCAAAGGAGAUUACGAUCUAUUGAAGCAACAAUUUGCUGGUCUACAAGAGAAGAACGAUCAAAUGCUGCGCAAGUACCGUCAGCAUGAAGACGACAAUGACCGUCUAACAAGGGAGAAUCUGUUACUUCGCGAAAAACUCAUCAAAUACAAGAAAUUGUACGAAGAUUUGCGAGACACCCUGUCAGUUGAUAAACAUUCCCCAGGCCAGUUCGGAGCGGGAUCACUUAACAAACAUCCUUUUGGAUCGACCUCUCAGGAAACACUUCAUCCCAGAGCUUCGAAUGAUAUUAAGAUUGACAAAAGUCGACUUUCUCCAAAAAAUGAAAUCGAUCUUGUUGAUGUUCAGACUUCAUUACACCUGCUCGCACAGCUUCUCGCACAAGCUAGAAAAGAUUCUUCUGCGCAAAAUCAAGUUGAACCGCCGGCCGCAGCUCCAGCAGCUAUUGAAGAAAUGCCACCUUAUCAACAACAUCAAUACUAUCAGGCCCUCAAUGGAGUAGUUCAAAGCGUGGAGCGAAUUGAGGAAGAUUUAAAACAGAUCAACUCCACUUUAAGGCAAGAGCAUGCAUGGGUAUCAGAGAAUGAUAACAGAGUCGAUCAGGAUCGCGUUAGCAGUGAUGCAUACACCCUGCAACAAGACGUUGGCUCCAAAUAUAGACGAAAGAUCAGAGAACAUAACGAGAAUGAGUUCCAUGAAACCUCGGAUCUACCCAAUCCCAGCUUAGACAGCAGAUGUCAACGCCAUGGUCAGCCAACAUCGAGUUGUUCUGCCUGUGUCAAGGCAUUCAAUAAGGUCAGUCGCCCUACGUCACAUUCGACUACGAAGGACGAUUUGCAACCGGAGGGGAAUACACAGGCGCUCAUGGGGCGGUAUAUGUGGAACAAGACAAUUUGA